Musca vetustissima is the source of this 1782-nucleotide messenger RNA. RefSeq names its product E3 ubiquitin-protein ligase goliath (gene gol). NCBI's taxonomy places the organism in Eukaryota, Metazoa, Arthropoda, Insecta, Diptera, Muscidae. Bases 1 to 1782 code for a protein of 593 amino acids. The transcript is spliced from 7 exons. The record is from RefSeq and is a predicted model, not a curated record.
AUGGAUACACGGGAAGUGCUGCUUUUACUGGUAUGUCUGUCCUUGCAGGGCGAUAUGCGGUCAUCCUACACAGCACUAAGAACCCAACUGGUGUCGGCCAUGUCGAUAGCGAACCAAGAUUUGGAACGUUAUUUCCGAUCUGUGAACAGCACCCAAACAAUGGCUGCCGAAGAGCGCAUAGCGGUAGACAUUUACACCUACGCCUUCCUCAACUAUAGCUACGUAGAAAAUCAAGAGGUACAAUACAUCAAUUUCAAUGAGGAGAAGGCUCGCUACGGGGAGGGCAAGAUUUUCAAUGUACAAGGCAAGUUGGUGCACAUAAGCGAUGCCGAGGACGUUAAAGACGACACGGCGUGUUCCAGCAAUAUUCUGGGCACUAAUGGCCAGCCAACGCCGGCCGAGGGCAUUUCGUGGAUUGCUUUAGUCCGCCGAGGUCGCUGCACCUUCGAAGAGAAAGUCAAAAAUGUCUACAACAAGAAAGCAUUGGGGAUCAUAAUUUACAAUGACAAGACUGUGAUGAACUUGGAGAAAAUGCAAAUCAAGGACAAGUCCCGUAAUAUAACUGCUGUGAUAACCUAUCAAGACAUUGGCCAAAAUAUGGCCAUGAGACUGGAUGAGGGCGUAGACGUGACCGCGCAUAUUAUUGAGGGCAGGAGUGGAAUGAGACCCAUAAACAGUCUGAACAGAACAUCUGUCCUGUUUGUGGCGAUCUCCUUUAUUAUUCUAAUGGUAAUUUCGCUGGUCUGGCUAAUAUUUUAUUAUAUACAAAAAUUCAGAUACAUGCAGUCAAAAGAUCAACAGUCCCGCCACCUUUGCUCCGUCACCAAGAAGGCCAUUAUGAAAAUACCCACAAAGACUGGCAAAAGUACAGAUGAAAAGGAUGCCGAGUCUGACUGCUGCGCCAUAUGCAUUGAGGCAUACAAACCAUCGGAUCUCAUACGAGUAUUGCCAUGCAAGCAUGAAUUCCAUAAAAACUGCAUUGACCCGUGGCUAAUAGAACACCGCACUUGUCCCAUGUGCAAACUGGAUGUACUUAAAUUCUAUGGCUAUGUGUUCUUGGGCAGCGAAGAAAGCAUUCUGGAAUACGAACCGGAUCCAGUCGUGAAUAGCAACUCUAACCCUAACGCUCCUAGCCAAAGACAAAGCGGUGCCUUGGCAGAUUUAAUUCGCAGUCGCGAUUUUGUUAUAGAUUUCCCCAGGAUAUUCGUUUUAGAGGCUGGCAGCAGCUCAGGACGAAGGGAUUCUCUAUUAAAUCCAGAUCUGCCGGAAAGAUCACAGUCUUCAAUAGGGUUUCCUCAAGCCAAAGAUUGGAUGUAUUCCAUGGCCAACAAGCUGGAAGAGCAGCAUGGUUUGAGGAAGACCCGUAAGUCUAGCCAAAGAACAGAAAUGCAAGAGAAUCUGUUAAUGGUGCGCUACGACUCCGUCAGAACACGAAGAUCUCGCUCAGCCGAAGGCCGUUAUUUCCUGCGACCGCAGGAAAGUGACAAAGUUACUGAUACGGAAGGAGCCUGUGGCGGCAGUGACACACCUUCCCAGAAUAUUAGUCGUCGCAAUAGUACCACUUCCACUAUAUUGGUCCAACCCACGCCAACAUUGAAAUCCGACAUGUUAAACAACCGCAUCAAGUCGAAGACAACUAGACGUGGAAGUGCCAAAGCAACCGACAACACAAAAUCAGAGAUACCACUCCACGAAAACGGUUGCGAUCCGGAAGUGAUGGUCCGCGCUAAUAUCAGAAUCCAAAUAAACGAUGACGAGAGGACCAAUGUGGACUUGCCGUGA